UCAUUUUUGGUUAUAUACCGAAAAUUCUAUUUGAAAAAUUGUGCAGAAUCAUAAGGAAAGUAAAGAGCCAUUAAAGUCUUUUGUAUAUUGUAAAAUUACGAGGUGCUAUCAAAAGAAAAUUGUGAAUGUUGUGCAUCACAAAUCAAGCUGACGGGCAUUUUGGUUGAAGUUGAUGAGACUUUCACGCUGAGGUGCUUUCUAUUUGGAUUCAGCUGAUUUUCUCAACUAAAGUACACGCUGGCUUCAAGUUCUUGUUGUCCCACACUGAUGUACGUACUCACUGAUAAGAUUCACGCUGGCCGUUAUCCUCAGCCCUAACACUCAGUGUCUCCUUCCAACAUCCUUAAGAAUAUCUUAAUUUAGUUUUUUGUCAUCUGUUUGUCUCAAAUACUCAGCUUCUUUAUUUUCAUCCAUUAGUCUUUCACACUGCAAUUCAAGCUGAUCAAAAGUUCACACUGAUGAUCGCUAAUCAUUCACGUUGAUUGGUUUUCGUUGAAUCUCACCUGUCUCCCACAAAGUUCCAUCUGGCUUCACAGAAUUCCACUAGCUUCAUCCUUAUCCGCGUCUUUUCAGAAAAGCAAGAGUCUUUGUGUGUUCGACGCCAAGGGGCAGUUUGGUCAUUAUACUACAGGUAUUGAUGAAUAUGUUCAGGGGCAAUUUCGUAACUUCACUACAAGUCUGAGAGUCAACAACCUGUUCUGCAAAAGUCAUGUGAUUGUUACCACCAAUGUUCAACAACCAUAGCUUCAGUGUCAUCUUCAGAGAUGUAGGGAACGAAGAUAUUCAUCAAACAGAAAUUGAUGAGCGAAGUCUCUGGUAUGGAGUCAAUCUCGUUGAGCUGAACAACUUUGAAGAGCCAAUUCUCUUGGGAGAGAAAAGCUAUGGGACCCACACCAGUGAACAAUUAUGAAAAAAGGACAAAAAAAAAAGCAAGGGUAUUUUUGGUCCAUGUUAUCACAAAGGUUUGAAGACUGUGAUUCUUGCUUGGACCGAUGGAUAAAUAGUCUAUUCUUUGUCAUGACACAACUAAAGGUGGGUGCAGUAAUAGUUGAAGAAAGUCAUGUUGGUUAUGAUAAAGUUGUCACAAAACGAACGAAAGGGAAGGUCAAAGCCUAUGGUUUGCUGGUCUAACUCCUAUUAAAGCUGCAAUAGAGGUACAAACUCUCGUCAAGACUCAUUCCAGCGUGAUCUGACCUCAGAAUGGUUUAUUUUAGUCUUUUUGCAUUCAUGAUUCAUUAAGGGGUGUUAAGGGACUGUACGGUCUUUUAUGAUGUUUUUACAUUUCAAACUCAAAAGAAAUCAAAAGCAUAGGAUAUGAAAUGAAAAGAACAAAAAAAAAAAGUUGGCAUGGGUCUAACAAGGGCAUUAUCGGUAUUUCUGGAUUCUGCUCUAAUUCUUAGGUGGGCUGUUUGAAUAAAUUCUUUUAAGCAAACUGAAGCAGAUCAAGUGGGCUAGACUAUAUGUGAUAGUCAAUGGUAUUAUUCUCCUUCGUUGCUAUCCAUCAAGAAACAGGAAGUCUCGUGAGUCCAUUGAGAACCGAAGCAAAGUAGCUAUAUGUGAUAGUCAAUGGUAUUAUUGUCCAGUUUGUGUCAAACAAUAACAAGAUUAUAGAAGGCUGUUAUGCAUUCACUCACGUACAACAUUAUAGAAAGGGGUAAGAUGGGAAAUCAACGUACUAAAGAUAAUUUUAUUAGUUCAAGGCUUUAGGGGCAUUUUAGGCAUUUUAUAGUAAUUAGCUAUUAUGGCAGAUACUAUAAGAAGGGGGUAGUGGGCAGGGAGUGAGGUUUCUAUCUUUUGUGUGAAAAUUGGAAUUCAUUCCUAUUAGGAGAUUAGCUAUCUCGAAUCAGCUAAACUAUCUUCAUUCUUGUAAUCAUUUGGUAUUAUCGAGUGUUUUCAAUCAAUAUUAGAGUCUUUGACUGUUUAUGUGUUAUUGAAUCAGUUCUUAGAAUCCAGUUCAUAAAAAAUGGUAUCAGAGCAUUCAUUAGGUAUUAGGGCUGGAGAUAAAGGAGGGAAGGAGGCUGGAGAAGCUCAACUCAAGAGGAUUGAGUUGCUAGAGAUAGAAUUAGGGAAUUUGUACGAUCCAAUGGAGAAUCAAGGGCAUCUGAUCCAACAUAACACUUACACCAUAGCCUCUCUCCAGCUGAAGAUGGACCAGAAGUUCGAAGAGGUUUUGAUGGAAAUAGAAAAGAGCUGCCCAGAAGAACCAAAUGGAAAGAAAUCAGUGUGAGAAGAGCACAACAGCGACCCUGAUUUUUCGCUGGUGGAGACGACGAAAUGGACAAACCCUCUCGGUAAGGGAUCUAGUAAAGGUUCAAGAAAUGGAACCGGAGGUGGUUCCGGCGGCAGAGGCGGCGACCAUACUACCGGAGGUGAAUGCAGAGGAGGGAUCAACUGGAGAUUUCACAAAUGUGAGAUGCUCUUGUUUGAUGGAACUAACACAGAGGAGUGGAUUUUUAACAUGGAAAGGUCAUUCUAUUCAUAUGAAGAUGAAGAAAUGAUGGAAGUUGCUAUGAGGUCUCUAGAGGGCAACACCUUAGUUUUCUAUGAAUGGGAGCAUCGGGGCGACCCAUAAAAGAUUGGGAGGAGUUGAAGGGCCUUAUUCGUCGUCGAUUUCGCUCUUUAAGGGUUACAGCAGAAUGGCAGUUUAGUGCAGUUUCCCAGGUGAAGACACCAUCGAAGUAUCGGAGUAGCGUGCGUCCGGAGGUAACGAAUCCGUUAGAUGAUGGACGAGAAGAAGUGCUUUUAGGUUUUCGCAAAAAUGGAAUCGGAACGAACAAUUGGGCCAAAAUCACAACCUUAGACUCACAUAAACCAGAUCAGAAAAUGGAUCGGAAAAAGGUAACAAUUGCAACCCAAGCCUUGUCAUUACUAAAUCAGUUAAGGGUGUAGAAAACUCAAGUCUACUGAAGAUUAAAGCAACGAUACCCAAAUUAAUCAGAAUCGACAAUUGCUUCACCAUCACUCAUGCAAGCACCACCUUCUUCGAUCCUCAAUUCAAACUCAAACAUGGAGUUCUCGCUCCAAUCACACACAGAUCGUCAUCAACUCGACUAGUGUUCAAUUUCACUGUUUCAUCCAAGAUAAAUCAUAUGGCGAUAGAUAUCGUACAUGAUGCUGAAAUUCAACAAGAAGUGCGACAUCAUGAGAUAAAUGAUCCUUCAGAAAAUUCUAAAGACGAGAAAUAUCAUGGGGCCAAUGGCAUAUGGAGGGAGUUGUCUGAGAUAAAGCUAUCAACGCUUCUUUCUAUUAUUAAGGUUUUGGUUGACUGUAGUAGCGUUAUUGAUCAGUUAUGUGUGACAAAGCUCAUUCUACAUGAUCAACAAUUUUUCCAGAAGCUGAUGGAUUUGUUUAGAGUGUGUGAAGAUUUGAAGAACUAUGAGGACCUUCACAUAAUAUACAAAAUUAUCAAACGGAUCAUCCUCAUUAGUCCACAAAUCCUUGAGAAAAUAUUUUCUGAUGAACUAAUAGUGGACAUUGUUGGAUGUCUUGAAUAUGACCCUGAUGUACCACACGUCUGCCAUUGCAACUUACUUAAAACACAUGUAUUUAAGGAGCCAAUACCAGUUAAGAAUUCCCUAGCUUCAUCAAAGAUGCAUCAAGCAUACAAAGUCAGUUACCUCAAGGAUGUUGUUUUACCUAGAUUAUUGGAUGAGGUAACAAUUGCAAGCUUGAAUUCCAUAAUCCACUCAAACAAUAGAAUGGUUGUGACUAUGUUGAAAGAUGAUACCAACUUUGUGAAUGAUUUGUUUACGAGGAAUCUUGUAUCUGAAGGCAUAUUUGAAGUGAUUGGUGAUGGGAUUGUUCACCAGAAAGAAUCUGAUGUACAUGAGCACUCACUGAUGAUUGAUUCAAUAAUAGAUGAAAAUGUUGCUUUGAUUAUUGACCCUUUGGCUCCUUUAAUGGAAGCGGUUAAGAAUGAAUUUAUUGAGACCGAACUUGUUGAUAAUAUGGAGUUGCCGCCAACUCUAAUUGAGAAGAUUAAAGAGGAGGUUAAACUAAAGACGAUGAAAGUUCACGUGUAUGAGAAUGAUUGCUUACAGGUGGGGGACCUAAAGUAUGUAGGGAAUCUGACCAAACAAAGUGUGAUUGAAGUUGGAGAAGUGUUUGGACAUGAACAUAUUUAUGUUACCUUAUGUAGUGUGGUUGAUUUUCUUGACCAACAUAUCAAGAAGCAUGACAUCAAGAAGGGUAGAAUGGGUGUUCGGGUUGUCGAGAAUGAUGUUUUGGAGUUUUAACAUCUUGACAUAUUGGGGGUGUUGCAUACUGAGGUGAUGGAGGUGCUAGGGGUUGAGAGCAAAUCAUCCAAGCUUGGAAAAUCCAAAGAGGCAGUAACCAAGGUUGUUGUACACGUUACUACUGAAGUUAUUAUGACUUCAACUGAAAGAAGACCACCAAUCACCUGGACCAUAUGGGAGGAUUUGGAUAUUGUACAAAAGACUUUCCCUUUAUCCACCUUGAGGACAAGGUGUUUCUUUCUGGGUGGGAUAUUUUUAUGCAUUCACUCACGUACAACAAUAUAGAAAGCGGUAAGAUGCGAAAUCAACAUACUAAAGAGAAUUUUAUUAGUUCAAGGGCUUUAGCGGCAUUUUAGGCAUUUUAUAGUAAUUAGCUAUUAUUUCAGAUAAUAUAAG
Lactuca sativa (garden lettuce) is the source of this 4631-nucleotide messenger RNA. The record is from RefSeq and is a predicted model, not a curated record. NCBI's taxonomy places the organism in Eukaryota, Viridiplantae, Streptophyta, Magnoliopsida, Asterales, Asteraceae.